Molecule: messenger RNA, 477 nt
Organism: Coccomyxa subellipsoidea C-169
Lineage: Eukaryota; Viridiplantae; Chlorophyta; Trebouxiophyceae; Coccomyxaceae
Exons: 5
Coding region: 1-477 (158 amino acids)
Source: RefSeq, a predicted model, not a curated record
AUGGCAUUUGUCAAGGCUACAACCGUCGUGCUGCUCGCCAUCGCCGCCGUGGUCGCAGGCCGCAGCCUGCUGGCAACCCUGUCUCCCGUCGACAUCGGCCGUCCCUGCACCCUGGUCGGCUCCAACUCGGCCAGUAUCGUCGCUAACUCUAACGGCGGAGCUUGCGCAAGCUGCGGUUCCGGCACCACCGCCACCAAGCCCACCGAUGGCUGCACCUUCAAGCCUCUGACCAUCAAGGCCGGCGACAGCAUCCCCUUCUACUACCACAGCAGCACCCACAACCUUUUCCUGGACUCGGCUCCUUGCCGUUUCGAGAAGGAGGUCUGCAAGUCGGCCAACUCUUCCGUCAUCACCGCCUCCAGCCCUUGCACCGUCACCUUCCCGACUGCCGGCACCUUCUACAUCUCAGACAAGGCUGGCACCAAUGGCGCUUACUGCUCUGACUUCCUCACCAACGUGAAAAUCACCGUCACCUGA